Molecule: messenger RNA, 1993 nt
Organism: Anarrhichthys ocellatus (wolf-eel)
Lineage: Eukaryota; Metazoa; Chordata; Actinopteri; Perciformes; Anarhichadidae
Gene: tph2
Product: tryptophan hydroxylase 2 (tryptophan 5-monooxygenase)
Exons: 11
Coding region: 48-1562 (504 amino acids)
Biological process (GO): serotonin biosynthetic process; aromatic amino acid metabolic process
Cellular component (GO): neuron projection
Molecular function (GO): tryptophan 5-monooxygenase activity; iron ion binding
Source: RefSeq, a predicted model, not a curated record
CAGACAGCAGGCUGGAGCCCUGGUACUCUUACACCCACUGGUUCCCCAUGGCCUCAUCCCACGUGAUGAAGCCCGGCCCGGAGCCAGUGCCCCGCAUGCAGCCCGCCAUGAUGAUGUUCUCCAGCAAGUACUGGUCCAGGAGGGGUAUGUCUCUGGACUCGGCCAUGUUUGACCAGCAGCAGCAGCGCCACACGGGGGGGCAGAUGUCGAGGCGUCCAUCCUUCUGUCCCAUCGACGAGGUGCCGGACAAAGAGAGCGCUGAGGAUUGUGGGAAGACGGCGGUGGUAUUUUCUCUGAAGAAUGAGGUGGGCUGUCUGGUCAAAGCCCUCAGACUCUUCCAGGAGAAGCGAGUGAACCUGAGCCACAUCGAGUCUCGGAUGUCAAAGCGAGUCGUUAAUGAGGUGGAGAUCUUUGCCGACUGCAGCUGUAGCAAGAAAGAGUUUGAGGAGCUGCUGCAGCACCUCAGAGACCACGUUAACGUCAUCUCCUUCAACACACCUGCACACGUGUGGUCCGCUGAGGCAGCAGAUGAAGACGAUGUUCCCUGGUUCCCGAUGAAGAUCUCUGAGUUGGAUCAGUGUUCUCACAGAGUGUUGAUGUACGGAUCAGAGCUGGACGCAGACCACCCUGGCUUUAAGGAUGAAGUUUACCGUCAGAGGAGGAAAUACUUUGUGGAAGUGGCCAUGAAUUAUAAAUUCGGGCAGCCCAUCCCUCAUAUCGAGUACACCCCGGAGGAGGUCCGGACGUGGGGGGUGGUCUUCAGAGAGCUGACCCAGCUGUACCCGACUCACGCCUGCAGAGAAUACCUGAAGAACCUGCCGCUGCUCAGCAAACACUGUGGUUACCGAGAGGACAACAUCCCCCAGCUGGAGGACGUCUCCCUGUUUCUCAGAGAGAGGUCUGGGUUCACUGUGAGACCAGUAGCAGGUUACCUGUCCCCCAGAGACUUCCUGGCUGGUUUGGCCUACAGAGUGUUUAACUGCACUCAGUACGUUCGUCACAGCACCGACCCGCUCUACACACCUGAGCCAGACACCUGUCAUGAGCUGCUGGGUCACGUUCCUCUGCUGGCGGAUCCAAAGUUCGCUCAGUUCUCUCAGGAGAUCGGUCUCGCGUCUCUGGGAGCGUCUGAUGAGGACGUUCAGAAACUGGCCACAUGUUAUUUCUUCACCAUCGAGUUUGGACUCUGCAAACAGGACGGACAGCUGAGAGCUUAUGGAGCCGGUUUACUGUCGUCUAUCGGGGAGCUGAGGCAUGCCCUAUCAGACCGGGCCUGUGUGAGGACCUUUGAUCCAAAGACCACGUGUAACCAGGAGUGUCUCAUCACCACCUUCCAGGACAUCUACUUUGUGUCCGAGAGCUUCGAGGAGGCCAAAGAGAAGAUGAGGGAGUUUGCUAAGUCGAUCAAGAGGCCGUUCUCGGUGUACUACAACCCGUACACUCAAAGCAUCGACCUGCUCAAAGACACCCGCGGCAUCGAGAACGUGGUUCAGGACCUGCGCAGCGACCUCAACACCGUGUGUGACGCGUUGGGAAAGAUGAACACCUACAUGGGCAUCUGAGUCUGAGCUCUGUUUGGUUUGAAACAUCACCUGUGUUCAUGUCUCUGUGCUCUGAUUGGUUUAAAUCAUCACCUGUGUUCAUGUCCCCGAGUUUUUAUUGGUUUAAAUGAUCACCUGUGUUCAUGUCUCUAAGCUCUGAUUGGUUUAAUUGAUCACCUGUGUUCAUGUCUCUGAGCUCUGAUUGGUUUAAUUGAUCACCUGUGUUCAUGUUUAUGAUGUUUAUGAUAAAUGUUUAAUCAAAGUGGCACCAAACUGGAUUUAAAUAGUAACUAAACUACAGAGUUUUGUCUGAAAUGUUUUUAGCCUGCAAGUUAAAAAAAAUGUCUCUAGAACGGGAAGAAAGUAUCAACAUGAUCAAAGCUGGAGGAUCUACCGAUACAAUGUUACCCGUCCUCUUAUAGGUAGUGAUAACGAUACUAAUACUGACACUG